UGUAGUCAUCGUUGUGUCGAAAUCAAAUCAUGGUCACAUAAGAACUGUCUACCAUCAUACCAUGGCGUUCCAUAGGCUUCUAAUGUAAUGCUUAUAUCGCAUACGGAUGUACACGUAUGGUUAACGUACGCGAAGAUUCGAGUAGGAGUUAGAACUUAGACUUUUGCCCUUAGAAAAUUAUUUUGAUUCAUGCUUGAUAUAUGAAUGUCAACAUGUCGAGAACAAAGAAAUUACUAAGCAGACCUGAACUUCCAAGUCUUGAUGAAAUCACUAAAGACUUGGAAUCGGCGCCGAGCGAUGAUGUCGCGUUUACAUUCUUGAAGAAGGACAUUACCGAUACAGCUGGUGCUGCGCUUGGCGGGAUUCCUCAUCAGGAUUCCCAUUCAAAAUCAAGAGAUUUCCUCCCCUCCGGUGAAUCUUCAGCCAGGGUCGCACUGGAUACAUCCAAAUCUUUUGAGUCAGCUGCCAAAAGACCCAGACAGGAAUCCAGCAAAUCAGUGUCGUCUAGUGCAAGGAAGUCUGAAGAACAACUGGAGCAAAGCAAGGAAGAAAGGGAGAUCGAAGACUGCUAUCAGAAGGUCCUGAAGUUCUUGGAAAUGAACUCUUAUCUUAGAGGCUCACAGGAGAAGAUGUCGCAGCAGUGCGCAGACUUACAAGAAUUAGGACAGACUGUCAAGGAUCAGAUUGAUUCCCUAAGAACUCGGCUUCACACUUCAUAGUAUGGUAUCUAUCUACUUCCCGGAACAGAAUUUUUAAGGCUUGGUCCCACUGCAUUUACAGAUGUAAAACGGAAAAGAAUCUUGCCAUCCGUUGGAAAACGCUAUGUAUCCAUUGUGUACUCAAUGCAUACAUGUUUCAUACACUCUAUAUCCAUCAAGCAUCCGUCCACUGUGAUUUCAUUGUUCGCCCAUUUUUUCCAUUGUCUAUCAUCUGUAGGGGAUGAAAAUGUAUUGAGCCACCCCGAUAUUUUGCUUGUCCGCUGUAUCCGUUGUGAGUACAUCUUGUGUCCGUCGGCCAGUGGGACCAGGCCUUUACGUCUUCACUGACAAUCGUAUGUUUACUAGAAAGACCUUAACUUAUUACUACUGAUGCUGUAAAAGUUUCAUCCAUAACACGGGUGAUAUAUUUCAGUGUAAAAAAACAUAAACAGAGUUUUUCUCUUUGAUGCAUGUAUUUUCAUUUUGCUGAGUUGUAAGUUCUUGCAGGGCACAAUGCUUUUGAAAAUUGGGGAAAUGAGAACCAUCAAAAGGUUUUGUAGAGCUCUGCUCUUUCAACAUAAAAUGUCUGUAGGUGAAGUACACUCUAUAAACUAGUGUUCCACUGCUUCAUUUUCUGAUUCCAGUCAUUGAAGCUAGUCAAGUUGUUACUAUCAACGACAAAUUGUCAAAUAGAUGUCAUGAUUUCAAUGGCCUAUAACAGCUGCAAAUAACCUUUUUUUAUGGACAGCCAGGUGAUCAGAUGUUUGUUUUUAGCCGAGUUUCCUCUCUAUAGUGUGUUCAUGUAUCAUCCUUAACUUUUUAUCUGUAAUGUAAACAGAUGGUCAAAAAAUUAUGACUGGUACUGUACCAACCAGUAUUAAAGCUAACUACCAAUAAUUGGUGGAAGUACUGUAUGAUAUUGAGUAUGUAUUUAUCAUGAUAAUUCAAUUAAUUUAUGGGACAGGCCUAAUUCACACUUUUGAUUGAUCGUAAAAAAUCAAACGUUUAACGUAGACCUAUCCCCCAUGGUCUAACCCAUUUUAUUUACAAGUUAUUGCCAUAAACAUGUCAUUUUGCCCAUCAUGUAAUUGUUUUUUCUUAUCCACUUGGUUGAGCAAAAUAUAGUCUAUCUGAUAUAAUCUAGAGACUGGUAAUAGGCAGAAAUGCCAUUAAAAAAACAUAAAUAAUGAAAACUUAGUAAACAAUUGAAAUGGCAAUAGGACCUAAGUUUUUUCAUCUGUACCAAAAUCCGAAGUGGGUGUAACAAAGUGAUGAUUGGACUGAAAAAGAAAUGAGACAAAUGUGAAUAAUAUCAAUUGGGCGAAGCUGCUUAACUUCAGCCAUAGUGGUGUGAAACAAUCUAGGAAGUAGGCAAAGUAGUUAUGAAUGAGAUUGUGCUUGUGGAAAUGGCAUAGACAAAAUUUAGAUGUGUAACGAUAUAUUGUGUAUUGGUACUAAAAUUUGUGCAAUCAUGAAAUUUGCCCACCAGGCAUUCCUUUUAUCUGGUGGAAACACAAGUGAUUGUGUAGCUGAAAAGUAUCUCUCUGUUGAGUUCUAAAGUGCCUCAAUCUCAAAGUAGAUUUCAAGUAAAAUAAUAGGCUAUAUAGUAUUCUACAACAUUCUAUAUAUGCAUGUACAAAAUAGUUUUCAAGUGGUCAAAGUAUAGUGCAUAUCAUUGAUCUAAAGUACAUUUGUAUGCUGUAACUGUGUAUUAAUCGUACAUGUACUCUGUUCUAUUUUCUCAUUUUCACAGGGGAAUCCAACCCAAAGGGAAAGUUGGUUUAAUAGAAAGGGGAAAUUUCAUAGAAACAAAAUUUGACAUAAAAAUAGUAGGAAAAAUUUCAAUUUUUAGUCACUAUCCCUGUAAGGAUUUUGAACUGGCCAUCAUUGUGAUGUAGAGUAGGGACCAACUUCUACAUUUGCUUUAAUACACAAAAUGACUGAAAUGUCAUGUUUCUCCAAAUUUAUACUCACUAUGCUCUUCUUUUUUAUAUCAAAUCUAGUAAAUAGGAGAAUUGUCCUUGUCAGUUGUAACAAACUACUCACCAAGUUGCCAAUUUAAAAUUUACAGUUUAAAUGAUCUUGUUUUUUAACCUUCAAAACUUUCUUGUUUCUUAUUAUUUUUCUCCACCUCACACUACAGUAUUAUUGUAUUUCCAUCGUUGGAUUUCCCUUCAGCUACAAGCAUGACUUUUCAAAGGGGGUCAGGGAAAAUAUACACAGGGGCUGAAGUUGAUUUAGCCCCUGAAAUGGUCAAAAGUAAGUUGCGAAAAAUAAAUUGAAUUAAAGUGAAUUGAGAUUUAGUGUUGAAUGUAUAAUGUAACAAAAUAUGUGUACCCCUUGUUUGAAUGGAAUAAGACCAUUAAAACUUUGAAAACGAUUUUGCAGACUCUCUGAAUCAAGUGUCACUUGAAUUAAGUGUGGGAUAAUUUUAUUCCCUUGCAUGUAAUAAGUUAUUCAUUAAAUACUUUUAAAAUUUUGUUUUAAA
Molecule: messenger RNA, 3186 nt
Organism: Lytechinus pictus (painted urchin)
Lineage: Eukaryota; Metazoa; Echinodermata; Echinoidea; Temnopleuroida; Toxopneustidae
Exons: 2
Coding region: 201-719 (172 amino acids)
Source: RefSeq, a predicted model, not a curated record